GUCAAAACAUAGAAAUUUCCAGGUGUCAUAUGUCAAUUUGAGUUCGGAAUAAAUCUGAUUUGUUUAUUGUGCUAAUAAAGCUCUCCGUAAUUACUAUUGUUUUCUACGCAAAAGAUAUAUAUAGUUGGAUGCAAUUGAAUUGAAAAAUAAUCGAAAUGGAUAUUUAUGGAUACGCGGCAUAUCAGUAUAAUCAGUCAGAUGAACUGGCGACGCAAAUGUUUGCUCAACAAGCUCUUGCUUCCUCAGUUCAAUAUCCUGAUUCCCAUCGUGGCUUACCAGGACAAGAAGCGCACACGAUGCCCGUCCCCACGGGAACACCGUGGAAUGUUCAAAGCCUACCAUGGAGCUUGCAAUCUCCUCCUAAUCUUGUUCACUUUACAGCUCAAAUGGAAAAACCACUCUUACAUUGUAAGAGAAAAAGUACAGAUUCUGAACCCGUAAUACCCCCAAAGCAAUUAAUAACAGAGGAAAAAAUGGCAGCCCAUUUCAAUAGUCUUCACAUAUCUGCUGAUUACACACAGCAUUCACUGGCAUCUGAAGAUGUUAUGGAACUAGCUGUAGACCCUGUAUCUAUAUCUGAAAGAUUAAAAGGACAUAGAAUUGUGCUCUCCGAGGAUGUUAAGAAGUUGAAAGAUGAGCCUUUGUUACCCCCAACACUAAUUGAAAGCAUUCAAAAACCCCAAAUGUCCCUAGUGGUUUGGCAGCCUCGUGAAGAAAUCAUUAAAGUUAAAACAGAAGACGAAAAAUCAGAACAAGAUGAAGAAUUCAAAAGAAGAAAUGGUGUUCUUGUUCCACCAGAACCAUCAGGAAUGGAUGUUGAAAUGUGAUCUUUGUUAGUUUUUGUAAUAUUAGGGACUGAUUUGUAUGGUAUAUUUUAGUCAUUAGUAGUAUAAGUAACAAACUAUUAUUAUUUUUUAAGUAUAAUUUUUGCCAUUAAAUGUUUAUGGUUGACUAUUGAUAUGCUUUUCUGAUCAAAAUUUCCAUUAAUAUAACAUGUUCUUUAGUGAUGCAAAAAUUUAAUCUAUAUGUGAUAAAUUUACAUUCAAGUUCUGCCACUGAAAGGUAAUUCUACAAUUGUAAUACUCAUAUAAAAUAAAUAUUAAAUGCAAUUUAAGUAUGUAAUUCACUUCUCUUGGUUUAUGAUAACAUUUGCAUUCAAAUUUUUUUUUUCAUUUAGCAGAUUAAAGUUUUAUUAUUAAAAUACAAUUGUGUAAUAUAAUAGUUUUUUUUAAAUUGUAUUACAAUGUAGAAAAUACCGCUUCAAAUAUCAACAUAAAAAGAACUAUAUUUAAAUAGGAUUCCUCUUACCUAGGGCAAAAUCUGAAACAUAAAAUACUGAAAACAUUCACGAUUUUGGCUAAUACUAGGAUACCUAUAAUUUUACAGCCUAGAUUAAAAUAGGUAGAAACUAUAUAAAUAACACCCAGUUUGCAUAACACUAUGAGUUUCAGAUUUUGCCAUACUUAAGACUCGGGAGAUAAAAAAUAAAAUAAUCUAUGAUAAUUGUACCCCUCUAUGAGUUGUCUGCAGUUUUCUAUGUUGAAAGUCAAUUAUUGUAUUAUUAAUAAUUUUCUAAUAAUGGUUUUGUCUUAAGAAAUUCUUACAAAAUUUAAAGUUUAAGUGUGUAAAUAAUGAUAACAAAUAAUUUGGUAAUCUUGUUAUAGGUAUGUAAGAUCCAUUUAUGCCUUAUUUUGGUCUUCUUUAAGUAA
Pieris rapae (cabbage white) is the source of this 1709-nucleotide messenger RNA. RefSeq lists its product as uncharacterized. NCBI's taxonomy places the organism in Eukaryota, Metazoa, Arthropoda, Insecta, Lepidoptera, Pieridae. The transcript is spliced from 3 exons. The record is from RefSeq and is a predicted model, not a curated record. Bases 156 to 827 code for a protein of 223 amino acids.